This is a messenger RNA of Benincasa hispida (wax gourd), 1211 nucleotides long. Its product is annotated as RNA polymerase II elongation factor. The record is from RefSeq and is a predicted model, not a curated record. NCBI's taxonomy places the organism in Eukaryota, Viridiplantae, Streptophyta, Magnoliopsida, Cucurbitales, Cucurbitaceae.
CAAACUACCCUUUAAAUAUCUUACAAAAGAAACCUCUUUCUUUCAAAACCCAACAAAAUUCCAAUCCCCAUUUCUCCAAUUUCAGACUCAACAUUAACAAAAUUCAAAUCUCCUCAUGGCAGAAACCAAAGAUUCUGGCGCCCACAUAGUUGAAAUCCCAGUAGAACAAGAAAACCACACUCAGAAUCAAAACCCUAUGAUCUCUGUAAUACAACACCACCCAUUGCGGCAAAUUUCCGAAAGCUCUGGCCAUUUACUCCUCUUAAAGCUUUGGCAACGGGACGAGCAUCUCUUCGGUCUCCGAAUCGGACGUCGAGAAACCAAAAUGGAGUCUUUAAAGCAACAGAUCUUCCAACUCUGUUGCUUCUUCUUCCUCUUCCAUGCCCUGUCUCUCACUCUCUUGUACACUUCGUCUGAUCCCAAUGUGUGCAAAAAAUGGUGGGUUCCGGCUGUGGCAAUGGGGGCGACGUCGGGGGUGUUUGUGAUCGUGGUGCAGCUGAAAUUGUGGCUAUAUUGGAAGGCAUCAGGGCAGUUGCAGAGGGAGAAGACUGAAAACAGAGCACUUACAAGAUGUGUUCAAGAACUUAGAAUGAAAGGGUCUUGUUUUAAUUUGUCUAAAGAGCCUCAAAUUGGGAAUAGGAUGAAGAGUUCUAGUGUGGAGAUUAAAUGGGGACCUCUCACUUGGUUUUCUAGGAAUUUUAUCACCAUUUUUCUUCUAGGCUUUUCUGCUAUUGUUUUUGCUGCUUCCAAGUUCAUACUUUGUGCUUUUUAAGUCCAGGUAAUAUCCCAUCUGCCAGGUGGUUGAAGAACUUAUAGGGGGUGGUUUUGAAAUAUUGUAUUGGAAUUUGGAGGAUGAAGCAAGAGACGGGUCCGUCAUAAAAAGCAGCAUUUUUAAAAGAAAGAUGUUGGAAGCAGCAGGGGAGGAGGAGAACAGGGGGGGCUCCAUUUUUGUAGAAUCUUUACAAAUUUAUCAUUCUGAAGAGAGGGAGACAGUGAAGAAAGUGUAAAAGUACACAACAAGAUUAGGUGUUGUUUGAAGUGAACCAAAAUCAGUGUUAAUUAAGCAACACUGCUUGUGUGCACUCUUUUGUUAUGUUUUCUAGGCUUAAUAAUAACUUGCCAACAUUGAAAUUGGCCCCAUAUGUAACUUUUUGGCUAAUGUUUAUUUUAUAGAUACCUCAUUCGUUAUUAUUAUAUUUUUCAAAGCUUCU